Molecule: messenger RNA, 2043 nt
Organism: Vidua macroura (Pin-tailed whydah)
Lineage: Eukaryota; Metazoa; Chordata; Aves; Passeriformes; Viduidae
Product: collagen alpha-1(I) chain-like
Exons: 2
Coding region: 1-2043 (680 amino acids)
Source: RefSeq, a predicted model, not a curated record
AUGGCGUGGGGGAGGCGCCUCGACCCCCGCCCCUCAGCGCUGCGCGCCCCGCGGGGCAUCGAGCCGGAGGGGGGGGUCACCCAGCGGCAGCGUCGCCGGGGUGGGGGCCACACGCCCACCUGGGCUGGGCAGGCGGGUCCACGUUCUCUCAACCGGCCAGCCCCGCUGCGCCCGGGGACACCCACCCUCCCGCGGCCGCGGCCGGCGGUGGGCACCGGGCGGGGGGGCUGGGGACAUCGGGACUGCGGGCAACGGGCUGCGUGCGCCGCGCUCGCCGUGCGCUGCCCGUCCGGUUCUGCCCGCUGUCGGGCUCCCGGCGCUGCCCGGGCGUGGAGCGAACGCCCGCCCCCGCUGCCGCCUCCUCCUCCAUCCUUCUCCUCCCCCCGGUGCGGAGCGAGCGUCGCUCCCCGGUGCGGGAGCCGGUGCCCCGGCGCGGGGUCGGGCGGGCGUGUGUGUGUGCGGAGCGUGUGCGCGCUGGGCUCCCCCCCGUGCCGAGCCACUCCGCUCUGUGCGGUGCCGAACCCCGGGCGCGGCGGCCUCCCGACCCCCGCCCCUCCCGGGGCCGCGCCGGGCGCGGAGCCCCCUCCCUACCUCCCCGCGCUCCCUCCCUCGUUCCCUCCCCGCGCCCGCCCGUUCCCUCUCCGGACCGGCCCCCCCGCGCGGGCCGGGGCGCGCGGCACGCCGGGACCCGCAGUCCGCGGGGCGGCUCGGCGGCUCCCGGCCCCGGCGGACGGACUACGGCUCCCGGCAGCCCGCGCGGCCGCGGCUCGCUCUCGCCCUCACACUCCGGCUGCCGCUGCCAGUGUCUCCUCCGCCGCCGCCGCUGCCGCCGAACCGCCGCUCGCAGCACCCGGGGUCCGACCCGCCGCCUGGGGCAGGGGCCCGCCCCGGCCCGCCGCCCCCCGCCGCCCGCCCGCCUGCCUCGGGAAGCAGGUGCGUACCCACCGCCCCGCGCCGCCCCGCGCUGGACCCCGGCCCCCGCUGCCCGGGCACCCCGGGCCCGCGCCGCCCCGCACCCACGGCACACGGGGGCAGGCGGGGGGGAGCGGGUGGCCCGACCCCCCCUCCCGGCCGUCCGGACGGGAUCUCCAUGGAAACGGUCCCGGGACACCCCCGGCGGCGGCGGUGGGGCGGCGCGGGGGGGGUGUGCGGGCUGGGGGGACCGGCGACGUCCUGCGGCGGGACAGCGGCGGUGGCGCGGCGGGCACUGACAGCGCCGGGCGGGGGGCAGCGGGCGGCGGCGGCGGCUCCGCUCUCCGCCCCGCGACGGCGCGGCGGAGCCGCUGCCCUGCCCGGCACGGCUGCUCCGGCUCCGGCACCGGCGGCACCUGCCGCUGCCGGGGCGGUGCGGGGGGUCCCGCGGCGGGGCGGGGCGGCCGCGCAGCGCGGCGCUCUCGGGGCGGCGGUGGGACGGCGGCGCCGGGCGCUCGUGGAGUUUGGCGGCGUGGCCCCAGCCCGCCCCGGCCGCCGCCGCGCCCGGGGCCGGUUCGGCUGCGGGUGCCGGUUCGGCUGCGGGUGACGGCCGGCCGUGUGCCGGGCGGUGGCGGAAGAGCCCUCCCCGGGGGCAGCGCGGCAGCCGCCACCUCCAUGUCCGGGGCUGCCCCGGUGCGGCGGCGCGGGGCCCCGGCCGCAGCUGCCGGGGCUGCGGGACGCUCCGCCGGGGAGCGGCCCCGGGGGCAACUGUUGAGCCGGGGGCUGCGGGAGCGGGCGCGGGGCAGCACGGCGGGGCCUAGCCCUCGGCAAGGCUGCGGGAUGCGGGGCGAAGCCCCCGGAGCGGCCGCGAGGCCGCCGUGUCCCGGGCGGGGGGGUGCUGCCCGCCCCGCGGGGCCCCGGCGGCGGCGCGGGGCCGUGGGCCGUGCCGUGGCCUCGCGGGGCUCGGGAGCGGGACGUGCCGCGCCUCGGGCGGGGGGCUCGCCGGGGAACCCCCGCGGACCCGGACCCGGGGUGGGCUGCGGCCGGGGCGGUGCCGCUCCGUGCCGACGCCCCCCGACGCCCGGGGCGGGGCGGCGGGGGCGGCCGGUCCCCCGCCCGUGCCUACGGUGA